CACAAAGAAGAGAAGAAAAUGCUUCUUCUUCGAAUCGUCGUAAAGAACCACAUAGCACUUGCUUGAUUGGCUGAGGAAGAUGACAAUGGAUAUAAGAAAAUGACAGGUCAGCCGCAGGAAGGAGAGAAAAAAGGCACUUUUGGUCUUCUCGUAGGAAUUGAUUUUCCUUGUCUUUGAAGCUAAACUUUCCAUCCCACUAGUCUCCAGUACUCACCCAAUGCCAUUAAUACUUCACUGAUCUCUCUGUCUCUCUCACACUCUUAUCUUACCAAUACCGUCUUAAUAAUUUCUAUGGUAAUGAUGAACAAUUUUGGAUACUUUUAACGUUGUCCUCAGCCAGCCUGCCAAACCACAAUGACAAACACCAUCAUCAUUCAUUACUUAUUCAAGUAACUUAAAAGUCUGAUAGUUGGGUGUUGGUGGGAGUGGUCCCAUUUCCUGAUGAAUUUAGGCUAUGGUAUUUCCUCUUGAGUCAUGAUGCUCUUCAAUCCAGUUGAGACAUUAUUGCUUUAUCAGAUUCAAUAGAUGUCGCUGCUGUCACCGCCAAACACGACCAUGCUUAUCCCUCGUAACGGGGGUUUGGCCCAAUGGCAGACCAAAAUGGAUGAAGGUAUCAAUGCUGGACAAAAAAGCAUUCAUUUUACUAAUAAAUCUAAUAAGAAGGUUCUUUUACACGAGUCCAAUCGGUCACCUAAACAGGUUUUACAAGCAAAAAUUGUAAAAGCUACUUCUACCCAUUUUAAAUCCUCCUCAUCAGCAAUGUAUAUGCAAGUUUGUGGCUGCUUAUAUGCCAACCACAUUGAGCAGCACGUUCACUUCGUCCUUGCGGGAAAUGCUCAUCCCAGAAAUUCUGCUAAUAAUGUGACUGGAACAAGCCUCUCUGCACAUGCAAGUGGUGUGGUAUCCGAGUCUCACUACAAUGGAAGGCCACAGGGGAGUGGUUGGGAUAGACUUGGCAAGCCAUUGGACGAUGCAUCUGAAGGGAGUGAGACUGUUGAUGUGAGUGCUGUUGCUCAUAUUAAUCAAGAUGAGCAACUACUUAACUGGAAAUCACCAAUGCAUACUGCACUGAAUGGUGGACAUAGUCGGACUGUGAGAGGGGAAGUUCCUGGUCUUUGUAAGAAUGACCUUGCUGAGGGUAGAACAUUAGAUCAUGAGCCUCAUCCACAGCAUUCGGCGAAUAACAUCAGAAGAAAGAGACACUUUGGUGACAUCAGUCUUGGCCUUGGUGCUGGUUCAGUUUCUUCAGUGGGUGAGAGGAAGACAGGUCUCCAAAGCAAAGAAAAUUUACAGGAUUUGAAAAAACCACAUAAGACAACUGCUCCAAACUUGGCUUCGGUAGGUUCUGUACCGGCUAAACUAUGCUCAUUGACCAAUGAAUAAAAACGAAGCUGCUAAUCAUAUUAUAAGAACAUUGAGAGCAAUAACAUUAUGUAAUGGUGUUACUCUGUUAAAAAGAAAUGAUUUGUGUAUUUUUAUUCUCCAAGGAAUAAUCUUUGCUUUUUCAUGCUAGAAAGUAGAAACUUUAUUUUGUUUCCUUCAAGGACAUCCCAUAAAGUUGGAUUCGUACAGGCAGAGGGUUUACUUGGUUCAUUGUGUUGAUGUAUACUGGAAGUUUUAGAUGCGAAACAAAAAUUGCAUCAAAUCGAGACGGAAAUGUCUAGGCUCCGAUCAAGGCAGAUGGAGAUGGAAAAAUAUGGAAAGCCAAAUUUCUUGUUAAGUUUUGGUAAAGGCCAUCCCAGAAAAUGCAGCAAUUUUUAUGUCCUCAUAAUUAUUCUUGGUUUUAAAGUUUUUCAGUUUCCUUCAUAUUUUCGAGCUGAAACAGUUUAUUCUUCUUCGCCAUCUUCUUCUUAUAGAUUUUGACAUGUCUUACAGUCAAAUUGAUCGAUUAGCUUCCUGUUAGGUCUUUUAGGAUACUUUUCUUCUCCGCCAUUGAAUAAAAAGAUCUGUCUCUUUGAUUAAGCUUGUUGAACCCUCUUUCUCUGAAGUUCUUAUCUGUAGGGAGCUUUAACUAGUUGGCCGUGAAGCUCAUUGAAUGUACUAUAUUAUACCAAAUGCCCAACUUCACACUGGAUUUUGUUCACUUGGGACUUUGCAGGUUCGUCAAAGUGCCUGGAAGAAGAUUCUGAAUCAAGAACUAUAAUUGUGACAAAUGUAAACUCAUAGAACCUUUGCUAGAUGCCUUUUCUACGCUAUCCGAAUUGUUUCUUAGUUGUGCUUACAAUUUCUGUUGUAGUCUUCUGUAGCUUUCCAUUUUGGUAAGGCUUGUUGAUGCAUACUGUAUUGUUAUCCAGAUAUUUCUAGGUCUUUUGUUUCUAGGUUGUUUCUAGAACAUAUAUCUUAAAUUUUUUCUCUAAAUAGAAUGGCAUAAAUGUUUAUGAGAA
Messenger RNA from Carya illinoinensis, 2384 nucleotides. RefSeq lists its product as uncharacterized. The record is from RefSeq and is a predicted model, not a curated record. Lineage: Eukaryota; Viridiplantae; Streptophyta; Magnoliopsida; Fagales; Juglandaceae. The transcript is spliced from 5 exons. Bases 526 to 1383 code for a protein of 285 amino acids.